AGCGAAAUUAUUAAAUUCUGUUUUUUUUCGUGAUUAGAGAGAUUUAUUUUUAGAAGAAAAAUAUUGUAAAGGGAAGUAAACACAAGCAUGUUGAGACUUAGACAAGUGGCAAAAACAAACAGAUUUUUGGGAGUUAGCUCAAGAAAAUAUGGAUCUGAGCCAGCUUCAACUGAAAUUAAGCUCCCAACAGAGGCUGAUGUUGUUAUCAUUGGUGGCGGCUCGCAAGGAUGCAACACAUUGUACCAACUGGCAAAACGCGGAUGCAAAGCUGUGUUAUUAGAAAAAAAUAAGCUCACAUCUGGCACGACGUGGCAUACGGCGGGUCUUGUAUGGCGUUUACGUCCCAACGAUGUCGAAAUUGGACUUCUUGCGAGCACUCGAAACACUCUUUUGAACUUGGAGAAGGAAACGGGACUCGAUUCCGGUUUCAUCAUGAAUGGCGGUUUGUUCAUUGCUCAUUCCGAAGAACGGUUAAAUGAGUACAAACGACUUCACACGUUAGGGAAAUGCUUUGGCAUCGAAUCGCACGUCCUUUCGCCCGAGGAAACGGUGAAACAAGUUUUUCCUUUGCUCGAUUACAAGGCAUUCACGAGUGCUUUGUACUCGCCAGGCGAUGGAGCAGUAGAUCCAGCGAUGAUGUGCGCUGCCUUGUCCAAGGGAUCGAAGGAUUUGGGUGCUCAGUUGUUUGAAGAUUGUCCGGUGGAGGAGAUUUUGGUGGCAAAAGACGAAAUAACGGGACACAAAAAGGUUAAAGGUGUUCGUACGAGUUUCGGUGACAUUCGAACGGACUGCGUUGUUAAUGCCACGGGUGUUUGGGGACGUGAUUUGACGGAGAAACAUGGCGUUUACUUACCUCUUAUCCCCAUGAAACAUGCAUACACCGUUUCCGAGCCGAUGGAAAAGAUCCGCGGAAUGCCCCACGUUCGCGAUCACGAUUUCUCGAUCUACUUCAGAAUUCAGGGAGAAAGUAUUUGCAUGGGUGGCUACGAGGAUAAUCCAAUUUUGCUGGAUCGCGUGGAGAAAGAUUUCCAUUUUGGGCUUUAUGACUUGGAUUAUUCCGUAUUUGAUACACACGUUCGUGGUGCUGUCGAAUUGUGUCCUGCUUUGGGCAUGGUCGGUAUCAAAUCAACCAUUUGCGGUCCCGAAUCUUUCACGCCCGAUCAUAAGCCCUUGAUGGGCCCAGAUCCACGUCUCGAUGGAUUGUUCCACAAUUGUGGCUUCAAUUCGGCCGGCAUGAUGUUGGGAGGCGGUUGCGGCGAACAAAUGGCCGAAUGGAUUUUGCAUGGAAGACCGAGUGCGCACAUGUUUGCUUAUGAUAUUCGGAGAUUUACGCCGCGUCAGACGAAAAAUAUUGUCUGGGCAACGGAGAGAAGUCACGAGGCAUAUGCCAAAAAUUACAGUAUUGUCUUUCCGCAUGACGAGCCACUUGCUGGGCGUGAUCUCAUCCAUGAUCCGUUCCAUAAAGAGAUGGUGCAGUAUGGAGCUGUUAUGGAAGAACGACAAGGUUGGGAGCGUCCGGGAUAUUUUUUGAAAGAGGGGUCGGCAGUUGUCCAAAGUUAUGAUUGGUAUGGCGCAUACGGGCAUAAGAGGAAUUUCAACACGUACUACGAGGAACAACUGAAGUCUGAUUAUACUUUUGGCUUCCCGGAUCAUCAUGAUUUGAUCGGAGAAGAAGCUAUGACGUGUCGGACAGCUGCCACAGUUUUUAAUUUGAGCUAUUUCUGCAAACUAUUCCUUACUGGAAAAGACGCUCAGAAAGCCGCAGAUUGGAUUUUCACCGCUGACAUGACAAAACCAGUUAACAAAACAAUUUACACGUGUGCUCUAAAUUCGCGUGGCGGCGUCGAGGCUGACGUGACCGUUACACCACUCGAUGCUGGUUCCGGUGAGCUGCAUGACCCCAUUUUCAAGGGAAAGGGCUUUUACAUCAUUGCCGGUGGUGCAAGUGCCUCACACACCAUUGCCCACAUGCAAGAGGAAAUUCGUCGAAAGCAAUUUAAUGCCAUCGUCACAGAUGUCACCCAAGAAAUGGGAGUGUUGUCUGUACAAGGACCAAAUAGCAGAAAAAUCUUACAAAGUUUAACCAGAAUGGACUUGUCGGAUGAGUCCUUGCCUCCAAAUUCUGCGGGAAUCGCAUCAAUCCAUUUGCAUAACGGACGCGAAACGCGCAACGUUCGUUUGCUACGUGUGAGUUUUGUUGGCGAGCUCGGUUAUGAAUUGCACAUUCCAAAAGAAAACUGCAACGAAGUUUACGAGACUUUGAUGCACGUUGGCGGAUCAUUUGGACUUCGUAAUGCCGGAUAUCGAUCUCUGUAUUCACUGAGUAGCGAAAAGGGUUACCAUUUAUGGGGAUACGAUUUAAAAUCUGAUGACACACCAAUCGAAGCGAAUUUAGGAUUUACAUGUCGUGCAAAGGGCGAUUAUCAAGGAAAACCUGUCGUCGAGAGACAAUUGAAGGAAGGUGUUACCAAAAAGAUGGCUUACUUUACGUUAGACGAGCAAGUUCCCGUCUGGGGACUCGAGGCAGUUUACCGCGAUGGACAAAUUGUUGGUCAUUUGAGACGUGGUGAGUACGCUUACAUGUUACACAAGCCACUUGGACAGGCCUACAUCAAACAUCCAGAAGGAAAAGUUGUCGAUAAUGAUUUUAUUACGUCGGGCAAAUACCAAAUUGAGAUAAUGGGACAGCUCUAUAACGCCGAGUGCCAUUUGAGAAGUCCUUUUGAUCCUAAGGGAAAGAGAAUCAAGGGUAUCUAUGAAUAUUAAGCAAAAAAUGAAGUGAAAUGAGGAAUAAAUGUUAAAAAUUAUUUGUUGGUUUUUUCUGCGGUUUAAUUCAAUUUUC
This is a messenger RNA of Culicoides brevitarsis, 2842 nucleotides long. Its product is annotated as sarcosine dehydrogenase, mitochondrial-like. Gene Ontology annotation, cellular component: cytoplasm; mitochondrion; mitochondrial matrix. Gene Ontology annotation, molecular function: protein binding; sarcosine dehydrogenase activity. The transcript is spliced from 6 exons. The record is from RefSeq and is a predicted model, not a curated record. The coding region runs from base 88 to 2766 and encodes 892 amino acids. NCBI's taxonomy places the organism in Eukaryota, Metazoa, Arthropoda, Insecta, Diptera, Ceratopogonidae.